GGGGGUGUGCGAAUGUGCUGCGGGCUGGACUUUGCAACGGUGCCGGGGUGGGGGGAGCGUUUGUCGGCGGGGACCGCGGUUGUGUCUCGUUGCAAAGGGAGGGUGGGAGGGAUGCCGGGCUGCAUCGCCGCGCUGUGCCCGUUCCCAGCCGGCAUGUGCGGGCGGUGUGUCUGCGCCCGUGUCCCUCCAGCCUUCCCCCCUGCCUUCCCCCGCCGGGAGGCAGAGGGCGACGGGGCGCCCACGACAGAGGGGAGCCGGCACCAGCCGAGCCGGUUGCGGCAAAAAAUUGCGGUAGCGCCUGCACUCCUGGCCGGGCUCGCCGACCCGCCGCCAGCCCCGCGCAGCGCCCGCAGUGUGCCCGCCCGGCACCGGCCGGGGCCCCGGGGCUGAGGAAGGAGAGGGGACUCGAGCGUGGGCGAGGCAGGGUGGAAGGUCCCCCGGCGCAUCCUCCCCUCCUUGCGGCUCCCUCCAGCCCGAUUCUCCUCCCUCCAGCUGGCUCCUGCUUUCUCCACUUCCAUCCUGGCUCCCUCCUGCCAAGUCGGUGGCUUCCCACAGCAGGAAAUGAAAGGGACAAGUUGGGGAAUGGGGAAGAUUCUUUAUCUUUGUUCAGGAGCCUAAGGUUGCUUGCUGAUCACAAGAAGAUGUUUCUGUGGCUCUUUCUGGUUCUGUCAUCUCCAGUUUCUUCUACAACUGCAGAUGCUGAUAUAUCUGUGGAAAUUUGCAAUGUUUGCUCCUGUGUGUCGGUUGAGAAUGUACUCUAUGUCAACUGUGAGAAGGUUGCAGUCUACAGACCAAAUCAGCUUAAACCACCAUGGUCUAAUUUUUACCACCUCAACUUUCAAAACAACCUGCUAAUUAUUCUAUAUCCAAAUACCUUUCUUAAUUUUACACAUGCAGUGUCCUUGCAGCUGGGUAAUAAUAAGUUGCAGAACAUUGAGGGAGGGGCCUUUAUGGGUCUUAGUGCAUUAAAACAGUUGCACCUGAACAACAAUGAAUUAAAGAUUCUCCGAGCUGACACUUUCCUUGGCAUAGAGAACUUGGAGUAUCUCCAAGCUGACUACAAUUUAAUCAAGUUUAUUGAACGGGGAGCCUUCAAUAAGCUUCACAAGCUGAAAGUCCUGAUCCUUAAUGACAAUCUGAUUUCGUUCCUUCCCGAUAACAUUUUUCGAUUUGCUUCUCUAACCCAUCUGGAUAUACGAGGGAAUCGAAUACAGAAGCUUCCAUACAUUGGAGUUCUGGAACACAUUGGGCGAAUUGUUGAACUGCAGCUGGAAGACAACCCCUGGAAUUGUACUUGUGAUUUGUUGCCUUUGAAAGCGUGGCUGGAGAACAUGCCCUAUAACAUCUACAUUGGAGAAGCUAUCUGUGAAACCCCCAGUGACUUGUAUGGAAGGCUCCUGAAAGAAACCAACAAGCAAGAGCUGUGCUCCAUGGGGACGGGGAGUGAUUUUGACGUGCGCAUUCUGCCUCCGUUGCAGCUGGAGCCUGGUUACAGCACACCCAACGGCCACACCACUCAAACAUCAGUGCACAGAUUAGUCACCAAGCCUCCCAAGACUACAAAUCCUUCAAAGAUCUCGGGGAUAGUAGCAGGCAAAGCACUAUCUAAUCGCAAUCUCAGUCAAAUCGUAUUUUACCAGACCAGGGUGCCUCCUUUAACUCCUUGUCCAGUCCCCUGUGUUUGCAAAACACAUCCUUCAGACUUGGGAUUAAGUGUAAAUUGCCAAGAAAGAAAUAUAGAGUCAAUGGCUGAACUCGUACCAAAACCUUUAAAUGCCAAGAAACUGCAUGUAAACGGCAAUUAUAUUAAGGAUGUGGACACUACAGAUUUCGUUGAGUUUGAGGGGCUGGAUUUGCUACAUUUAGGCAGCAAUCGGAUUUCAGUGAUCAAAGGAGAAGUUUUCCGCAACCUUACAAAUUUACGGAGAUUGUAUCUCAAUGGCAAUCAGAUAGAGCGUCUGAGCCCAGAAAUGUUUGCUGGCCUCCACAACUUGCAGUAUCUGUAUUUGGAAUACAAUGUUAUCAAAGAAAUCCUAGCGGGCACCUUUGACUUAAUGCCAAAUUUGCAGUUGCUCUACCUGAACAACAAUCUUCUACGAAGCUUGCCAGCGUACAUUUUUGCUGGUGCACCACUUGCUAGACUGAAUCUGAGGAACAAUCAUUUCAUGUACUUACCUGUAAGUGGCGUUCUUGAUCAGCUAAAAUCUCUUACACAAAUUGAUCUGGAAGGUAAUCCAUGGGACUGCACUUGUGAUUUAGUUGCUUUAAAACUGUGGCUUGAAAAGCUAAAUGAAGGUAUUGUGGUGAAGGAAUUGAAAUGUGAAACACCUGUACAGUUUGCUAACAUUGAGCUUAAGUCUCUGAAAAAUGAGAUCCUCUGUCCUAAACUUUUAAAUAAGCCAUCUGCUCUGUUCACUAGUCCUAUGCCCGCUGUUACUUUUACGACACCGCUGGGACCAGUUCGGAGUCCUCCUGGUGGCCCAGUUCCGUUGUCCAUCCUAAUCUUAAGCAUAUUAGUUGUGCUUAUUUUAACAGUGUUUGUUGCUUUUUGUCUUCUUGUUUUUGUGCUUCGGCGCAACAAAAAACCAACUGUAAAGCAUGAAGGGAUUGGAAAUCAAGAAUGCAGUUCUAUGCAACUGCAGCUAAGAAAGCACGAUCACAAGUCAAACAAAAAAGAUGGACUAGGUGCAGAAGCCUUCAUUCCUCAAACCAUUGAGCAGAUGAGCAAAAGUCAUACCUGUGGCUUAAAAGAGUCUGAAACGGGCUUCACGUUUGCUGACCCACCAGGGCAAAAAGUCAUUCUGAGAAAUAUUAAUGACAAGGAGAAAGAUUUAUUGCAUGUGGAUACCAGAAAAAGACUUAGCACAAUCGAUGAACUGGAUGAGUUAUUCCCUGGGAGGGAUUCUAAUGUAUUUAUUCAAAACUUUCUUGAAAGUAAAAAAGAAUACAACAGCAUAGGGGUCAGUGGCUUUGAAAUACGUUAUCCAGAGAAACAACAGGACAAAAAAACCAAGAAAUCUCUAAUAGGUGGUAAUCAUAGUAAAAUUGUAGUAGAACAAAGAAAAAGUGAGUAUUUUGAACUAAAAGCUAAACUUCAAGGUUCACCUGACUACCUGCAAGUCCUUGAAGAACAAACAGCUUUGAAUAAAAUAUAGGUCAUGCAAUCUUAUUGCCUACAGAGGACAUUUAUUUAAUGAUGAAAGUGCCUUUUGUUGACUUUUAACUUCCAAAUACUAUAUUAUAUUGAUAGGCAUAGAGGCAGGUGUAUCCAAGGGUGUCUGAUUAACUGUAGCUGCAUAUGAUUUGUCAAGUAGAGGAGAAUUUCCUUAAUAGAUUUUACUCCAUAAAGCUCAUGCCCUGUGGAAUCCUGUAGGGAUACUGCAAACUCUAUUGCCAAAGGGAUGCUUUAUACACGUUACACUGAAUUUAACCUCAAGAGGCAUAUAUGUUUUGUACCUUAAAUGCAAAACCAUCGUCUCCUUGUGAUUUGUUAGAGCAAACACAAGAAACCUGGUACUGGUAUUUGUACCUCAGCUGGGUCCGUCAUCCUGCACGUGGAUUUAAGUUGGUGGAACUGGAGUAAUCCUUUGAUUUGUGGUGUUGUAAUGGCACUAUUUAAAGAUUAUCUGAAAAGUAACAAGCAUGCAAAGAGAGAACAUUCGAUAGUAUGUGUAAAUUGGUUACAUUUAUGGCCUGCAUCUUGAAACCACUGGAAUUAUAAUGUUAAAUUGUGCAAAUAUUUGUUUAAAAUAUACCAUGCAUUACAUACUAUGAAAUAAAUUUGACCACUUGAAGCAUACCUGUCUAUACAUAAAAUUAAAAAAAAAAAAGAAAGAAAAUAGUUCAGACUGACUUCUGCAGUAUUUGUGGCAUCUGAAGAAAAUAUUUGAUGUUUAUGCAGAAUCUGUUGUAAGACUCAUCUCCAAUUAAAACUAGAGUUCCUUCUCAGUUACGUGAAACACUUGCAACCCCAACAGGUUGUCCAAAAUUGUCAAAGUGCUUACUGUGUGAGCGUAGCAGAAAUUAUUUUUGUAAUAUAAUUCAUAUUUAUGAAAUACUUUGUAUACUAAAUAGGAAAAAUAUGUACUCCUUAAUAUGUAUUUAAUAUGCCUGACUUGUUUUCCUGAUCACAAUACAUUAAUCAUUCAGUAUAAAUAAAAACAGAACAAUAUACCAAACAGAAACUGGGGCUGUAAUGUGUAGAAUUAUCCAGAAUUAAGUGAUCAGAUAUAAUAAUAAUAAAAUUGUUCUGUACUAUUCUUGUGAAAUUAGCAUAUUAUCUUAUUUCAGAUUUGUUACCAAUGGUGCAUUUUAAAAUAGAUUCACUAGUUUUUUAGUAUUGUGUCUCAGGCAGUUAUUUGCCAUCAGUUGUCUUGCUUUUCAGGGUUCUACAGCUUAAUCUAAAUAGUUUUCACUACAAGUAUUUACAGGAAUUCAUGGUAAGGGUAAUAUUUUAAUUGUAUAUGCAUAAGUUUUCUGUUCUUAUUAUCUGUCUGGCUGCUGUCAGAAAAAAAAUGAUCAGAACAGUGAACAACAUGGCAAAUCAUGUCUAUUUAAAACCACAGUGUAAAAUGAAUAUAGUGGUCUCAGUUCAGAGUAUUGUGUCGCUCAUAUCUAGAGAGCGAAAACUUGCCUUUGUGAAAGCUGAAUCUGAAUAACUAGGAAAAAAAAAAUCAGGAGAAUGGAAAAUUCCCACUGUAUCUCACUGAUAGAUGGUAUCUUGAGAUGAAAAUGGAGAUAUAUUGGUAAAGCAUCAUACAGCAAAUCUAUACUAUGAGAUUAAGAAAAAUUCUUUGACUCGAAAAGGAAUUUUUUCAUUAAUUUCAAUGAGCUUUGGAUAAGGCCCUCUGUCUCCUUUGCUUCCAGAACCUUCCCUCCCACCUUUUAUAAUCAAUACAUAAAUCAAUUAAGAUUAGUAAGGUAGAAACAUGAAUGUUUUUCAUGAAUUUGGAACUAGCAAAUAUUACAGCAAGACCCAGUAAUAAUACUGUGGAGAAGGCUAUGUCAGCUAUUUCCAUUAUAAACCUCUAAUUUCAGGGCUUUAUGACACUGCUGUGAAAUUUUUAUUCUGGAAAGAUACUUGGCAAACAGCCUGCAGUAUAUUUUUAACUAAGUUUACCAAAAAAAAAAAAAAGGCACUUCUUGAUUUAAGAGAAAGCAAAAUAAGACAAAAUUUUCUACUUUCAGAUGGUUGUUUAUGCUCUUGUAACUUAGAAAGAGGGUUUUAUUAUUUUUCUCCAUUCUACAAAGUAUAUACAUAACUUCAGAUAAUAAAAUUAUAACAGAUAAAUUAACGGCUGAGUUUCUUUCAAAAAGCUGCUGCUGUCCGUGCACAAUAAUUGACUUUAUUCAGGAUGUAACAGGGAUUUUCAGGACAUGGAUACUACGUAUACGCAUUUCUAGCAUAAAAAGUUCUUGGUUGCCCAAUGAUGCAAUACAUGGCCAAGGCUUGAAUAAGAACAUUUGAGCUUAUUGCAUCAAGAGCCUGUGGAUUGAGGAGCGUUAGAGAUGCAAUGCCGCGAGAGACUAGAAUGGUUCCAUCAGUAGGCUGAGAGUGAUGGGUCACCGUGCCGGUUCCGCACAGUGCUGCGUGGCUGUGAGGAUGUGUCAAGAUUCACGGGGAUUUGCCAAAGCAUAAGGCAUCUAACACGCUUCAGUGCAUUGUCAGAGACUGUCAUGUCCCAUACCCUUCUCUCAAGAGGCGUGUGUUAAAAAUAUUAAAAAUAGCGAAUAAGCUAAUACUUUUAAGUGAUGUUAAAACUGAUGUGCUUAUGAGUCGUGUUGCCCUGACUUAAAAGAACAAUGAUGAAUGAUUGUACCUUCCUCAGUUAAAAAAUUGAGGGUUUUCUUUGUUUUGUUGUGUGGUUUUUUUAGUUUGUUUUUUUUUUGUUUGGUUGUUUUUUUUGUUUUGUUGGGGUUUUUUGUGGUGAGGUCUUCUAUUCGCUGAUCAAACGAGGAAGAACUGAACCGUUACGCUGACCAUUGCACUGGAUCAGAUUUUCCUGCUCAUUGAAGUCCCAAUCCAGGAAAGCGUUUAAACUCAACCUAAAUCAUGUGCAGAUGUACUAUUCGUGAGCUAAUAAUGAAACACCUGCCCAGGAGUGUGGCUUAGGUAGAGUUUUGUCGUUGACUUCAAAAAGAGCCAGCUCAGAAACAUUGUGUAUAAUACGUAGAGCCCGGUGAUUGUUUUGGGAUUAUGCAGUUGAGUGUAGGUUCACCAGCAUCAAUUAAGGUUGCACAAUCUGGACCUUCCUGUAGAAAUUGUUCGUAAGUGUUUUACAUAUAUGGUGCAAUAUGUAGGCAUAAUAGUGUGAGUGAAGAAUGCAGAAGUUGGAAAAACACUAUAUUUCUGUGAAACUGUUACUUUGAAUGACAACCUUAAUAUCAGUUUAUUCCCUCCAUGUUUUGAAACAGUGUAUGUGUCUGCACAGCAGUUUUAGUGUAAUGUCCAUUCAAAUCUAUGGCCAGUCUGUCUGGGAAGGUGGCUCUUCGGAUGUGGCUUAACAAAUCUACCUGUUUGUUAUAUUGGUUUGAGUGGCCAUGCUUGUAAAAUGGCUGUUAAGACCCAUAGACGUAAACUAAAUCAGUGAAGGUGUUAACAUAAUCUGUUGUCCUCAUUGUAUUAUAAAGGAGUUUCCAUUUUUAAAUAAAAUCAAUAAAGUGUUAUUGUUUCCUUGAAAAAGAAAAAAUUUGUGCAGUUUUAUCAGAAAGCAAUUACCAUGGCGCAAGAACACAAGACCAUUAGAUGAUUUCUGGUUUGCAUUUAGUGUUAAUCAGAUUGACAAUAGUAUAGAAAUCUAGUAUAAAAAUCUUUUUUAAAUUCUUUUUUUUGAAAAAAGCCAUAAUGAUGAUACAAAUUAUAAAAGGCAUGGCCUUGUGAAUAAUGUUAAAAAAUGUUUCAGAAGCAACAAAACACGUCCAGAACUUGAUGGUGAUAUAAUAUCUAUAAUAUCUUUUGCAUGAUUUGUACAUUGAUACUGUAUGAAAUGAGCACAGUGAGAUUUUUUUUUUUUUUUUGGUUGCAUCCAAAGAGUUGGGAAGGAAAUAUAACAAGAAUGUAUUUAUAAUCACUCUAUUUUGAAAUAAAGAAACAAAAUGUAUUGGUUUUACCCUGUUUCGAUCAUUACUAUUCUAGGUUAGUUUAUAAUUAAGAUAGUUACUUUUAACUUCUAGUCUGAUGUAAACCGCAGAAGCUAUUGUCUGUGAAUUUUGUUUGCCUUCAGCAACAUCAAAAUAUUAGCCAGCUUUGACUUAAAAAUUUGUAUGAAGUAUUAAUAGCAUUGUUUGGUAUUUCUGAAACUAGACUUUGUGAAGUGCCUGUAAUAUUCUCUUUCAGAUCAUGUGUAUAUGGAUGGAAGAGAAUCUAUAAAGUUGUUAAACAGUAAUGUUUUCUAAUCACCUUGACAAUUUAUUAUUUUUAUGAAAGUUUUUCCCAUCUUCUGUUGUCUAACAAAUCCUCCUUGCUUCUAUUAUACAAAUAGUCCCUCCAAAGUCAGUGAAUUUUUUUGCAUUAGUAACACAAGCAGAAUUUAGGUUUUAGUGGGAUUCUGAAAUCUUUGACACAGAAGUGCUCAGAGGAAAAAGCACGUAAUGCCAGGGCCAUUUGUUUUGAUUCUGCUCCCUUCUCAUUAAUCAUUUUGGAUAAGACCGUUUUUCAGAGGAAAAACAAGUUGGUUUGUCCUUAGCAAAAAGAAAAAUAUCAAUACAUAUACCAUUGAAAUUGGUUAGGUUAGUUUUAUAAAUGAAAGGUGAAAAGAUGUCUUUAGGCAGUUUAACUUCCAAAUUGAGCCUCCUAAAAAUCUUCAGGAAGGGCUGAAGAGCAGGAACAGAAUUACAUCUAGAUUGAACAUUCCCUCUUGUGUAGGAUUUAACAUGCGUUAUAAUGGUGGUGAAUGAGAAUCAGAAUGUGAUACGGACUAGAAAAUCAGGACUUGAUAGGGAUUUUUUUCACCGCCAGUUGCAGUGUAACAUUAGAAGCAAACCCACAGCAUUAAUUGAAAAAGACCUACUUAUAUAUUCCAUAGAAUUUCUUUCUAAAGGCAAACUUGAAAAUCAAGAACAAGUAUUCAUGGUUUGGAAAGAAUACGUGUGCACUGAUUUCCUGAAUGUAGAGGAACUUCUCAGUUUUUGUUAAUAUCUUUUUUCCAUUAUUUAGUCUUUAUUUAUAAUUGCAAUUCAUUCAUCCUUAUGUAUUCUAAUUGAUGCCACGUUGAAAAAUAAAAACAGGAAUGUUAAUGCUCAGGGACAAACUCGUCUCAGAAAUUGUAAACCCAGACUAAGUCAACAGAUUUCAGUUGGAAUCAAAUCAGCCUUACCCUAGUGAACACAAAAGCAGAAAUCUACUAUAUUUGGUGAGGAGCUGAUCUAUCUGUCGUUGAAAUAAAAAAUAAGCUAAGUCAUUUUUUACUUGAAUAAAAUAUAAUCUUGCUUUUUUCUCUAUUGGUUUGUGUGGUAAAGCUGUUACUAGUUUCAGUAACCAUAGGUCAGAAUAUAGGGUAGGUGCAGUCCCGCGUCCGUCUGAUGUCAGUGGAACUCUACAAUGAUUCAAGAGCUGUGGGCAUCCUGGAGAUGUACUACGGAUACAAAACUAUUUAAAUUUGCUGUUUUAAUGCAUAGACUUGGGAUAUAUACAUUACAUAAAAUAAAAAUGCUAUUUUAACAAUAUAAUAUAUUUUCUCCCUAUAAUGGAACAAACUCACCCUGGUUGUCUUUCUCAUUAAGUAGGAAUUUUAUUGCAAGUAUCUUUAUUUUACUGUUGAUUUUAUUCAUGUCCAUUAGUAAUACUCGAGAUAAUUUAUUUAUUGUCUGAAAACAGUACGUUUUGAGCAGUCUGUUACUUUUAAAACACCAGUCAUUAGUAACAGAGCGAGGCUGUAUUAUAUUGAUUUUUCAUUCUCUUGCUGUGAAUUUUUAUAGUCAUUUAACACUAAAUAAUUUCUUAAAAGCACAAAUAACAAUCAGAUAAGAAAAAGAGACCUAGCUGGUACUAAAUCUGAAUUUUUUGUAUGUGUGUAUAUGAAUGUAUAUAUACAUCUGUGUGUGUGUACGCGAAGGCUUAAAAUACUGUAAAUCACCUCUGAUGUAUACACAAGUGUUACAUCCUUGUCCUUUUGGUCUUUUUUUAACCAGAAAGCAAAAGUUGAUCUCUGUAUGGUUUAGUAGUCGUUUCGCAUACGUACAAUAACAAAGAAAUCUUCCUCAGUUUCCCUCAUCCACAAGCAUUUCAUUUUUUGAUUUACUUUCAUGUAAUUUCCUAGAAAGGCGUGCACUGUGACCUUCCAGGGCAUCCUUCCACUGCAUGCUCUCACUUCACCUUUCAGCGUGCCCGUCCCCUACAGCUGAAUGUUUGUCUAGACAUUGGUUAACAGCAGUUUCCAAAGAGGCAGAGGAGAAGGAUUUGUCAGUUUUCAAAAACUGGCUACAAAAGGCAAAUUGUAGGAGACUUUCCUGGAUGGUUUCUGAGUCAUGUCAUAUGUAUGAUCCGAAACAGAGAGGAGUAGGAGAGGGUUUAGGCUUCCAUUAGGAGGACUCAUGCUGGGGUUUUGAAGCUGGGCAAUCAUGGCUUUUCAUGACUGUAAAGCUUACGGUGUAAAGUAAAUGUGGUUCAGCCAAUUGACUCCUGACAAUCAGGCGGUGGGCUAAAUCCCGCAGACAUCUCCACCCGCUUCGCCAAGCUAGGUUUUGGUGUCACUGUUCACUGAAAGUCUAGGACAAAUUAUUUAGGUUAAAUCAAAUGUGAUACAUAUUUCUUAACGAGGCUUUUAACUGAGACGUGGAUGUAUUUGUGUGUACAUUGGAUGCCGUUUGGGUAUGGAGGUUAGUUCAUAUCUAAUGUUUGUUGAGCACUUUCUUUGGUAGAGUCUGUCUUCAUGAGAUGCAUUAGUGCUCACAUCUGAAUAUGAGCCACUGCACAGUAAGUACAUCUCAAUGAGCAGAGUCGCAAAGGGCAGAGUGUUUUGACAGAUUUUGAGCUCUUCACUGCAAGAAACUACAGGAAACGAUGUACCGUACAGCAGAUUUCCUUGCUCCCUGGCAGGAUUUCAUAGACUUUGCGAGUCCUUCUCGGCAGGGUAUUCUUCUUGUCGACAUGCCGCAAAUAAGACUCCAGGUCACCAGUCUGGUAUAUGUGCAGUCUGUUUGCUUAUACCCAAAAAUAAUUUUGUGGAAAAGGGUGUGAGAAGAACUUCCAUUUUUUUUCUGAAAAGCAAAAUGGGUAGAAUUUGAAUUUUUCAGGAUUGAAAAAGAAAAAUACAGGUAUUUUAAAGCAUGGUCACAUUGUUUGGUAAUACAUCCAUAUUUAGAAAGUAUUUUACUGAGAGAGAGAGAGCAAGUAGUUGGUUUUGUAUUUUUAGCAUGUAGCUUUUCAACUUGUUCCAUUCUUGGGUUAGAAUAUACCGUGGGAGCCAAGGAACUCACAUGUGCAGCUCAGGGCACAAUUCAGCUGCAAAGGUAUAGCCUAACUCUCUUGCUGCCUUUUGGGUGGUAGAAAUUAAAUGCAAGGUUUUGAAUGGUCCCUCUCUGUUUGCUUUAAUGGAAGGUAGGUCAGUUCGUGUUCUUCAGGACCAGUCUUUAAGCGACUGUUGAGGUGCGUCUGCCAUUUGAUGAAGUCAGCAACAAGAGUACAGGUGUCGUACAAGGGGUAAUGUCUUUGGAUGGGGUUAGCACUUUGAAAUAAUUGGGGUUCUUAUAGUUUCUUUCUUAAAUAUUGCCAUGUGGUUGCUCUGUUUUAUCCUCGUGGGGAUCUUUACUUUUGGGAUCAGUUCAAUAAAUU
Molecule: messenger RNA, 10771 nt
Organism: Chroicocephalus ridibundus (black-headed gull)
Lineage: Eukaryota; Metazoa; Chordata; Aves; Charadriiformes; Laridae
Gene: SLITRK4
Product: SLIT and NTRK like family member 4
Exons: 3
Coding region: 642-3155 (837 amino acids)
Biological process (GO): axonogenesis; regulation of presynapse assembly; positive regulation of synapse assembly
Cellular component (GO): glutamatergic synapse; membrane
Molecular function (GO): protein binding
Source: RefSeq, a predicted model, not a curated record